UCCAAUCACGAUAUCCUACGUACUCGGCAAGUUCAAACUGACCCAUAAGAUGAUCACUCGUUCUUAGUCAUCUUGUUGCUCUGUUUUCAACUUGGUUGAAUAUGUCUUCGACUAAUGCCAAAAACAAAGAAGACCUUGGCAUAAUUAAAUGCCUCCUAGAAAUACAGUAGAAGUAGAUUGCACCUUUCCUUACACUAUAAAACAGGCACAGCCGCACAGCUUAGUUCUCAUCUGCAUCUUUUGGUAUUUCUCCACUAUGGAGUACACUCCUAGAGUUCUUAUUUCUCUGUUCGGCUGCUAUAUGCUCCUAUUGCAUAUUACCAGUAUUACUGUAAGCCCUGCCUUGGCUUUGGAAGACUGCGAGUUUCCAGCCAUCUUCAACUUCGGAGACUCAAAUUCGGAUACUGGUGGAUUCGCAGCAUCCAUUUAUCCCCCACCUACACCUUAUGGAGAGACCUAUUUUCAUAUGCCGGUUGGAAGAAUGUCAGAUGGAAGACUCAUUGUCGAUUUCCUCGCAAAGAGUCUUGGUCAUCCUUAUCUAAGCGCAUAUCUAGAUUCCCUCGGGACCAAUUUCUCGCAUGGUGCAAAUUUUGCCACUUCAGCUUCCACUAUCAGACUCCCAGAUCUCAUUUUACCAGCCGGCGGAUUUAGUCCCUUCUACCUUGAUAUUCAAUACGUACAGUUCCGGGAACUAAAGUCCAGAUCACAACUCAUAAGGCAACGAGGGGGAAUAUUUGCUAGUUUAAUGCCCAAAGAGGAGUACUUCUCCAAAGCUUUAUACACAUUCGACAUUGGUCAGAAUGAUCUUGGCGAGGGAUUUUUCGGUAACAAGACUAUACAGGAAGUCAAUGCAUCUGUUCCUGAUAUAAUCACUGGUUUCUCAACGAAUAUCAAGAAAAUAUAUGAUUUGGGGGCAAGAUCAUUUUGGAUCCACAAUACGGGGCCGAUUGGCUGUGUCCCUUACAUUUUGGUGAAAUUCCCAUCGGCUCAGAAAGAUGAGGUUGGCUGUGCAAAGGCUUACAAUGGAGUAGCUCAACAUUUUAACCACGAGCUGAAGCAGGCCAUAGUUCAACUCAGGAAGGAUCUUCCUUUGGCUGCAUUCACUUAUGUAGAUGUGUAUUCCGUCAAAUAUUCUAUUUUCAAGGAACCCAAAAAAUAUGGAUUUGAGCUCCCACUUGUUGCUUGUUGUGGCUAUGGUGGUAAGUACAACUAUAACAGUAGUACAGGAUGUGGAGCAACAAUCACAGUCAAUGGAAGUCAAAUCUUUGUUGGCUCAUGCAAGAACCCAUCAGCUAGAGUGAACUGGGAUGGGAUUCAUUAUACUGAGGCAGCAGCGAAAUUUGUUUUUGAGAAAAUCUCAACUGGAGCAUAUUCAGAUCCACCUCUGCCAUUGAAACAAGCAUGCCACAGGAGUGGAAAUAAGAAAAAAUAACUAGGUGGAUCUGAAACAAGCAUGCCACAUGUACAAUAAGUGUGGCCUGAAUACUUAAGUUCGGGUCCAAAAAUAAGUAGGUCAUAACAAGUUAGGGGUGGGUUCGGUUCCGAUCGGUUCGGUUCUUAGCCUAAACCGAAAACCGAACCGAAAUAGGAAUCGGUGCGGUUUUUGCAUUUUGGGAAGUUAGCACCGAAAACCGAACUGAACCGAACGGUUCGUUUCGGUUCGGUUUGGCCCAGUUUUGGUUUUUUUUUUUUUUUUUUUUUUGAAAAACAGAUUUUUACCAAAUAUACUCCUUUGGUAUUGUAACUCGAGAAGUUUUUGUUUCUUCAAACCUGUAAUAA
Rosa chinensis is the source of this 1779-nucleotide messenger RNA. RefSeq names its product esterase. The record is from RefSeq and is a predicted model, not a curated record. Gene Ontology annotation, molecular function: hydrolase activity, acting on ester bonds. The transcript has 5 exons. Bases 149 to 1432 code for a protein of 427 amino acids. NCBI's taxonomy places the organism in Eukaryota, Viridiplantae, Streptophyta, Magnoliopsida, Rosales, Rosaceae.